Messenger RNA from Solea solea (common sole), 3025 nucleotides. RefSeq names its product SH3 domain binding kinase 1 (gene sbk1). Lineage: Eukaryota; Metazoa; Chordata; Actinopteri; Pleuronectiformes; Soleidae. Gene Ontology annotation, biological process: peptidyl-threonine phosphorylation; peptidyl-serine phosphorylation. The transcript is spliced from 4 exons. The record is from RefSeq and is a predicted model, not a curated record. Bases 760 to 2091 code for a protein of 443 amino acids. Gene Ontology annotation, molecular function: protein serine/threonine kinase activity; ATP binding.
GAGACGGUGAACAAUGAAGUGGCUGACUGCUGAGACCAGUGCACCCCCCACCCACUAACCCACCACCAUCACCACCAUCACCUCCAUCCCGUCUCCCGUCUCACACAGAGUCCAGCUGGACCGACGGACCAACCCGACUGAGCGCGCACAGAGACUGCAGGACGCAGAGGGAACAUGUGGCUUCAUGCGCGCAGACUGCACACAGCGGAGCUUUGCUGUGGAUGUGAAUGAAUGAAUGGGCUCAUCUCAGUGUGUGUGUGUGUGUGUGUGUGUGUGUGAGUGAGUGAGUGUGGUGCUGAAGUGGGUCAUGCGGACCGCUGGAGGAGCAGCGAGAGAUAAACACGCAUGCUCCUCCCGCUGUUUGGCAGGUUGAGCUGGUGGAGGAGGGAUUCCUGCCUGUGCCUGUGCCUGCGUCCUCGCCCCAGCCUCCAGCAUCAGAUGAUGCUUCUCAUUUAAUCCUCCUCCAAAGAAAGUCACAAACUGCGGAGCGCCCUCCAAAAACAAACGCUUCUCCAUGCAGGGGUUUUCCUCACCUAUGAAUCAGUGAGUUUUUCUUUUCUUUUCUUGGAAGGACCCGAGCUGUUUUCCCUCAGCAGCAGCAGCAGCAGCAGCUCAUCAUCAUCACCAUCAUCAUUAUUAUUAUUAUUAUUGUUAAACUACCUUCAAACGCAGAGAGACAACCUCCAGCAGUUUCCCCUGCUGCAGACCGUUUAGAGCUCCGUGCUGAGCCGCGCGCAGAGGCUCUGCUGCACCGAGCGGAUGCAGGACCAUGGAGGAGAGAGACAGGUCGCCAGCAGUCUGCCCCACAGUGUCAAGGCGAGCCUGUCUCUUUCUCCGUCGGGGCCGGGACGGGUGAGCAGCGGUGGCGGCGGCGGCGGCGGCGGGGGCUCGCCGAUAUCCAAGAUGGACUACUGCGGCAGCGGGGUGCCCGUGGAGGACAUGCAGGCCCUGGCCAUCACGUCUCUGUCGGCGUCAGAUGUAGCUAAGCAGUACGAGCACAUCCGCGAGCUUGGGAAGGGCACGUACGGCAAGGUGGACCUGGUAGCUCACAGAACGCAGGGCACCAAAAUGGCGCUAAAGUUUGUUACCAAGAACAAGACGAAGCUCAAGAGCUUCCUGCGGGAGUACAGUCUAACAGGCUCACUUAGCUGCAGCCCUUUCAUCAUCAAAGUCCUGGACGUGCUUUUCGAGACCGAGGACAGCUACGUGUUUGGACAGGAAUAUGCACCCGCCGGGGACCUCUUUGACAUCAUCCCCCCACAGGUGGGCCUGCCAGAGGAAAUGGUCAAACGCUGCAUGCAACAACUGGGCUUGGCGCUGGACUUCAUGCACAGUAAGAACCUGGUGCACCGGGACGUCAAGCCUGAAAACGUGCUCCUGUUUGACCGCGAGUGCCGUCGCAUCAAGCUGGCAGACUUUGGCAUGACACGGCGGGUGGGUUGCCGCGUGAAAAGAGUGAGUGGUACCAUUCCCUACACGGCGCCCGAGGUGUGCCGCGCCAGUCGCUCGGAGGGUUUCCUCGUGACCACCAGUCUGGAUGUGUGGGCGUUCGGCGUGCUGGUCUUUUGUAUGCUGACGGGGAAUUUCCCCUGGGAAGCGGCUCUGGCUGCCGAUGCCUUUUACGAGGAGUUCCGGCGCUGGCAGAAAGCAGGUUGUCCCGUGGGGACGUACCCGUCUCAGUGGCGCCGCUUCACUGACGACGCCCUGCGUAUGUUCCAGCGGCUGCUCGCCGCCGAGCCGGAGAAGCGCUGCGGGGUCAAGGACGUCUUCUGCUUUGUCAAGUACGAGCUGGUCAGCGAGCUCAGGCGCAGAGCCUCCUGCCGAGCCAAGAGAGGCGAGAGGUCAAGCUCAGGGGUUUGCACCGGCAGCUGCACUUCCUCCUCGUCCUCCACGGCGUCACGUUCCUCCCACCGACACGCCGAGCCCUCCACCCCUCCGGGGACGACCUGCCUGCGCCCGGCGCCGCUCAAACGCAGCGUCCUCUCUGACCCGUUGUCUCCCAGAGAGGAGCCCGGACAGCACCAGUCGCCGGGCCGAGACAAGAACAAAAGCCAGAUGGUGAUGGCAACCGCCAUCGAGAUCUGCGUUUAGCGUUGGAGACUCAAACUGUGACGAGGCGUCAACGAGACUCCAGUGAUAUACUUUCACCAUGAAAGAUAAGCUCAGGAUCACAUCCAUCGCUGUGAAGAUGGGACACCGUCAGUCAGCGGUGAACACGACAGCUCAUCAAACCGCAGAGGUUUGAUGACCAAAGACUGCUUCCUAAGCCGCGAAGCCGCGCAGGCAGCACUUAACAAACUUGGCCGACGAUACUCGCCUCUGUCGCCCGGACUCUUGUGCCCGUACACUGUGGUGCUGCUAAUGAUUCUACAGUUAGACGCGCCAUGAAAACGGAUUGUCUCUUCUCACUCGUCGAUCAAUCAAUGUCUCUUUGCUUUAGCUCUAAUUCAUCGUGCAUUCAAAGCUCCAACGAGGCCAAAACGCCAUUUUCAUCGGGCGGUGCUGUUCCGCGAGGAGCUCGGGCGAUUUAAGAGCGACUUUACAUUCCUUUACCAUUUUCCUCUGACUUCCUGCCAGCCUCUGAUGCUUCUAGUUUUUCAAAAACAAAAAAAAAGACCGAAAAAGAAAGUUUUAAUGUAGCAGAGUUUGUAUGAGAUGUCUUUUCAGUUGAGUGUCAUGAGAGGCAUCACCUCAGGACACGUCCGUGGCUCAUUGAACUUUGAACUUGCUCUCAGUGAGACUCCUCUCCAGUAGAAUACAGGGACUGUACAUUUUCUGAAUGAAAAGGGUGACGUGAUGGAGUAGAGAUUAUUAUUCUUUUCUUUUCUAACUGCUGUGUGUGUGUGUGUGUUUGGACUUGUGUGUGUGUGUGUGUGUGUGUGUUUCAAACAUGAAAGCACAAGAUCUUUUGUAAACGGAGGAGAAAUCUUUAAAUGUACAUUGUUAAACAUUUUAUAUAGAAGUGCACUGUAAUAUCAGGUAGUUCAUCUAUAUGUAGCUGUACUAAUUUUCUACGACAUGGGGG